GGCACCCGAGAACAGUGGUGCACUGUUUCUGCUGCCCCCGUUUACCUAAUUGGCCCAGGCGCCCCAUCAGAGCAAAGCCGCCCAAGAGCUCCUCGCUGGCCGCCCCCGCGGCCCGCAGCUCGGUAGAGGCGGGAAAGCAGCGCGCCUGCGCCGUGGGAACCGGGGCCGGAGGCGAAAAGCGGGGAGCGGAGGGGGGCCGUUGGAGCCGAGUAGCGUACAGAGCGGCGUGUGACGCGGGGACGCCGCGCGCUCCCAACGUCGCCCCGGUUUGACGCACACGGCACCAAACUGCUAAGAUGGCGGCGGCGGCCGAGGAGGCGGAGUUGGUGCUACACAAGGAGCCCGGGCCCCGGGUUCGGGGAGGCGGCGGCCGCGGCGGCCGCGGGGGGCGGCGGAGCCUGAGGUCUGAUUCCCUGGCCUUUGUGUCCCUGGGAGCUUAAUCUCUGCCAGAGGAAAGCAGGUGUGCUCCACUUCUCCCGUGAACCUGAAGAUGAGUUGUCCCAGACCCUUCUCAGUGAUUGGAAACUUAGGUGGUGGAGCUAAAGGUUUCUUGUUACGAGACUUCCACAGACGACUCUCGUGUUGGGAUCCAUCCAUGGUUUAGCAACAUUAGUGGAAAACUUUUCUUGAACUGAGUAAUACUGACAUAAAUUUAGUUUUUAUAAAACUUUGAUGUCUAGACUUCAGAUUUUGUGUGGUCAUUAAGAAGUACUCAACAAGGGGGUAAACACAAUGAGGGCCUAAAUGAUGGUCCUGUUUUGUAUACAAGUCAAUAAUUACAACAGAAAUACCAAAACACCAUCAUCUCUUCUGGCCAUUUCCGACUAAUGCCAGUCUUGUUGCAUCUGGAUGAUAGAUUAGAUUUGCCUUAAUAGUAUAUUGCUUCUCUGCUGUAGUUUAGUUCCAUUUCUUUGGUCCAAGAAGAAGGACAGCAUUUCAAAAAAUAGACAACUCAAGUUACUCAAAGGAAACCUGCUCUUUGCCUUCAGUGUCGUGUAUAGGACAUCCUUUGACAAUUGAGAGAUGUUAGCAUGGAAAACAAAGUCCUGUGAGAUAACUUUCCAGGAGGAGAAAAGCAGAGGAUUUCAGGGAGAAGAAAAGAAGCAUGCCAGGACAGAAGCAGCAGCGCACACUUCCAAAUGGAGGAAAGUUUGAGUUAAUUUCGAAUGAGAUUGUUUUUGCAACGAGAUGUUAAUAAGACAAAAUCUAGACUAAAUGUGUUAAAUGGGCUUGCCAACAAUAUGGAUGAUGUGAAGAUAAACACCGAUAUUACUGGUGCUAAAGAAGAACUCCUAGAUAACAACAGUUUUAUCUCAGACAAAGAGAGUGGAGUUCAUAAACCAAAAGAUUGUCAAACAUCAUUUCAGAUAAAUAAUACGCUCACUCUGCCUGAAGAACUGUCAAAGGACAAAUCUGAAAAAGCCUUAAGUGGAGGCCAGUCUACUCUGUUUAUACAUGCUGGUGCUCCUACUGUUUCUAGUGAAAACUUUAUCUUGCCUAAAGGAGCUGCUGUUAAUGGACCAGUUUUACACUCCUCCUUAGCUAAGACUUCCAAUAUGAAUAAAGGCAGCGUUUCAUUAACCACUGGACAACCUGUGGAUCAGCCAACAACAGAAUCUUGUUCAACUUUGAAGGUGGCACCUGAUCUUCAACUAUCUACACCACAGAAAUCAAGUCAACACCAAGUUUUAUUUUUGUUAUCAGAUGUAGCACAUGCUAAAAAUCCAACCCAUUCCAUUAAAAAACUACCUACCUCUGCUUCCGUUGGUUGUGACAUUCAGAAUUCAGUAGGGAGUAGUAUAAAGUCAGAGAGCACUUUAAUAAGUCAAGUAGAGGUGGGUGAGGAUAGUGAUGAUUUAUUGGUAAAAGAUGAUUGUGUCGAUACAUUGACAGGAAUUUCCUCAGGUACAGAUGAAUUUAGGUCAGAAAAUGACACAAACUGGGAUCCCCAAAAAGAGUUCAUUCAGUUUCUUAUGACUAAUGAAGACACAGUGGAUAAAGCUCCAGUUCACUCUAAAGUAGGUCUAGAGAAAAAGAGAAAGCGAAAAAUGGAUGUAAGCAAGAUUACUCGUUAUACUGAGGAUUGCUUUAGUGAUUCUAAUUGUAUACCCAAUAAGUCAAAAAUGCUAGAGGUAGACUUUCUGGAACAGAAUGAAGAACUACAAGCAAUAGACUCACAGAAAUAUGCAUUAUCAAAAGUGAAGCCUGAAUCAACUGAUGAAGACUUGGAAUCUGUGGAUGCUUUUCAGCAUCUAAUUUAUAACCCAGAUAAGUGUGGAGAAGACAGUUCACCUGUUCAUAGUAGCACUUUUCUUUCAAAUACCUUAAAAAAGAAAUGUGAAGAAAGUGAUUCCGAGUCACCUGCUACUUUCAGCACUGAAGAGCCAUCGUUCUACCCCUGUACAAAGUGCAAUGUGAAUUUUAGGGAGAAAAAGCACCUCCACAGGCAUAUGAUGUAUCAUUUAGAUGGGAAUAGCCACUUUCGCCAUCUUAAUGUCCCAAGGCCAUAUGCUUGUAGAGAAUGUGGACGGACAUUUCGAGAUCGUAACUCACUUCUAAAGCAUAUGAUUAUUCACCAAGAAAGAAGACAGAAGUUGAUGGAGGAAAUUCGUGAAUUGAAAGAACUUCAGGAUGAAGGAAGAAGUGCACGAUUACAGUGCCCACAGUGUGUGUUUGGUACCAAUUGCCCUAAGACAUUUGUGCAGCAUGCUAAAACCCAUGAAAAAGAUAAAAGGUACUACUGUUGUGAAGAAUGUAACUUCAUGGCAGUGACAGAAAAUGAAUUAGAAUGCCAUCGAGGCAUUGCCCAUGGAGCAGUGGUAAAAUGCCCUAUCGUCAGUUCUGAUGUAGCCCAGAGAAAAACGCAAAAAAAGACUUUCAUGAAAGAUUCUAUUAUAGGAUCAUCCAAAAAAUCAGCCACCUACAUAUGUAAGAUGUGUCCUUUUACUACUUCAGCCAGAAGUAUUUUAAAAAAACACGUGGAAUACUUGCAUUCAUCAUCAUGCAUUGAUUCAUUUGGUAGUCCUCUUGGACUUGAUAAAAGAAAAAGUGACAUUCUCGAAGAACCUAUCGAUAUUGAUAGCACUAAACCAUUAAUUAAACAACAGUCAACGACAUUUCCAAAGAACUCUGCUUUAAAACAAGAUGUAAAGCGAACAUUUGGAUCAUCCUCACAAUCAAGUAAUUUUUCCAAAUUCCAUAAGAGACCACACAGAAUACAAAAAGCUCGGAAAAGCAUUGCCCAGUCAGGUGUAAACAUGUGCAAUCAAAACAAUUCUCACAAGACUGUUAUGAUUAAAAGCAGCACUGACCAAAAACCGAAGUAUUUCCAUCAAGCAGCGAAAGAAAAAUCUAAUGCCAAGGCAAACAGCAACUAUUUAUAUAGACACAAAUAUGAAAACUACAGGAUGAUCAAAAAAUCAGGUGAAUCAUAUCCUCUACAUUUCAAAAAAGAAGAGCCCAGUUCAUUAAAUUCUUUACAUCUGUUCUCGUCAUCAGGUAAUUCUCACAACAAUAGUUUCAUUUCAGACCCUCAAAACUCUGACACCAAAAGGCCGGAAAGCUUCAAAGAACACAGGCGUGUAGCUGUAAAGAGAGUAGUGAAGGAGUCUAAGAAGGAAAGUUCUGUUGGAGGAGAAGACUUAGAUAGCUAUCCAGAUUUCUUGCAUAAAAUGACUGUUGUUGUUCUGCAAAAACUUAAUUCCGCUGAAAAGAAAGAUAGCUAUGAAACAGAAGAUGAAAGUUCCUGGGAUAAUGUUGAGCUAGGUGACUACACUACACAGGCUAUAGAAGAUGAAACCUAUAAUGAUAUUAAUCAAGAACAUGUAAACUUAUUCCCGCUGUUUAAAAGCAAGGUGGAAGGUCAAGAGCCCGGAGAAAAUGCUACCCUUAGUUAUGAUCAAAAUGAUGGCUUUUAUUUUGAAUAUUAUGAAGAUGCUGGAACUAAUAACUUUUUGCAUGACAUACAUGAUCCUCAGCAUUUAGAAAAUGCGGAAACUUCAUUGUCAAAGCAUAGUUCUGUUUUUCACUGGACUGAUUUGUCUCUUGAGAAGAAAUCAUGUCCUUACUGCCCAGCAACAUUUGAAACAGGUGUUGGAUUGUCAAAUCAUGUUCGAGGACAUCUUCACAGAGCUGGACUAAGCUAUGAAGCCCGACAUGUUGUAUCACCAGAACAAAUAGCCACGAGUGACAAAAUGCAACAUUUCAAAAGAACUGGCACAGGGACACCUGUUAAGCGAGUUAGAAAAGCUAUAGAGAAGUCUGAAACCACUUCUGAACACACUUGUCAGCUCUGUGGUGGUUGGUUUGAUACUAAAAUUGGAUUAUCGAAUCAUGUUAGAGGCCAUCUGAAAAGACUUGGAAAGACCAAAUGGGAUGCUCACAAAUCUCCAAUCUGUGUUCUGAAUGAGAUGAUGCAAAAUGAAGAAAAAUAUGAAAAGAUCUUGAAAGCAUUGAACAGUCGUCGUAUUAUUCCCAGACCAUUUGUAGCUCAAAAACUUGCAUCAAGUGAUGACUUUCUAUCUCAAAAUGUUAUACCUCUUGAAGCAUACCGUAAUGGCCUAAAGACUGAAGCUUUAUCAGUGUCUGCAUCAGAAGAAGAAGGGCUGAGUUUCUUAAAUGAAUACGAUGAAACAAAACCAGAACUGCCCAGUGGAAAAAAGAAUCAGUCUCUUACACUGAUAGAACUGCUUAAAAAUAAAAGGAUGGGAGAAGAAAGGAAUUCUGCUAUGUCUCCUCAAAAAAUUCAUAAUCAAACUGCAAGGAAGAGAUUUGUUCAGAAGUGUGUUCUUCCAUUAAGUGAAGACAGUCCGUUGAUGUAUCAGCCACAAAGGAUGGAUUUGACUAUGCACUCAGGUAUGCCUGUGAAGCUUAGAACAUGUGUGCAUUGCAAUACGACGUUUACAAGUGCUGUUAGCCUGUCCAACCACUUACGCGCUUAUGCACGAAAGAAGAGUGCUGGACUUUUGACUGGUACAGCCUUAGAUUGUAAGCAAAAGAAAUCAAGGUCAAGAUCUGGAAGCAAGAAGAAGAUGCUGUCAUUACCUCAUGGUGCUGACGAGGUUUACAUUCUCCGAUGCAGGUUUUGUGGCCUAGUCUUUCGUGGACCAUUGUCUGUUCAGGAAGACUGGAUUAAGCACUUACAACGACACAUUGUAAACGCUAAUCUUCCACGGACUGGAGCUGGCAUGGUGGAAGUCACGUCACUACUUAAAAAGCCUGCCUCCAUUACAGAAACUUCAUUUUCUCUACUAAUGGCAGAAGCAGCUUCAUAGAACAAGGAAACCUUUUAAAUAGCAAAUUUAAAUUGGAUGUAAAUUUGAAAUUCUUUGUCUUUUUUUUUAAAGCCACGUUAAAUUAUCCGUUUAUAAAUACUAAAGCAGGAAAAUGGGGAAAAGUGAAUUACAGUGACAUCAGAGCAAACUGAGUACUUCAAACAGUAAGUAGUCUAUAUAUUUUAUAUAGGAUGGAGGAUGUGUUUUUAAGGUUUACUAAGUUUUGUCAGUUAACUGUGUUCACUCAAUGAAAGAUCAGUACAUGUAAGCAGUCAUUAGUAAACUGUUACACAUGGAUAACUUAAAGACAGACUUAAUUGGAAAAUUACAUUUUCUUCAGUGUUACCGGAAUCAAGGUUCUGUUUAUUCCCCACAAGACUUGCAUUGAAAAAUAAGAUAUUAUAUUUUGUUUGUAUGUAUUUAGUGUUUUGUAUAAUACCAGGAACCGCUAAACUAAAUUUACUCAACUUAGGGCAUUAAAUAUCAUGUACUUCAUAGUUUGAGACUGUUCACUCAAAUAGGGCAGAGUACUAUUCUAUCUAGAUGUGUAAGUGUUUUUUUAAAAUCACAUGGAACGGUUUUUUUUAUACUAAAAAGUGGAGGGAGAUUUGUUUAAACAAGUAUUUCUAAAAGAAAUAUGUACAUAGUCCUGGAAAUUAUUUGUGGUAAGGAAAUAUUCUUUACUCCAGUUGCAUUUCUCAGACAAUAAAGUGGUGCAUCCAUGCUACCUCCUACUUUGUCAACAAAGAUGCUAUUUACCCUUUACAUUUUUGUAUCAUAAUAGAUUUAAAAAAUCUAAUGUUCUUUAUUGCAAGACAUCCUUUUGUUAACAGAUUUGUUUCUUUUUAAUGUUUUACCUAAACUUUGACAUGCUUACAGGACAGGUUUGCCUCUUACUUUAUUUAACAUUGUAGAAAUGUAAUUAAUAAACAAUGCUCACUACACAACUUAGAAUAGGCUUUCUCAUUUAUAUUCCAAAUUUGAUCAGUUAGCAAAACUUAAUACACCAAUUGAAAUAUUUCUACAUAUGAUGAGAAUGUUUACAAUUUAAAUCUUAGAACUUGUUUUGGAUGUGAUUAUAUGUACGAAAAUCGUGUAACACUAUGCUCAUGCUAAGAAUCGACAUAACGGAAUUACUGAAAUAAAUGUGCUGUGAGGAAUGGAAAAUAUGGUGCAGAUGUCUUGGUCAUGAUAAAUUGUGAUUCUUUUAAACUCUUUCCAAAAACAAAAUAUUUCUUUUAAUCUACAGUCAGAUUCCUUUACAAAUAACAGUUUUUGUAUGCAAGCACCAUUUCAUUUUAUUUCAUGUAGUAUGGCUAAUACUAUAGUUGAAAUAAGGAUAUGCAUUGAUAAUUUUCUUCAUAUGUAAAUAAAGUUAAAAACAGUUAAAAUAAGGAGUAUUUUGGUAGAGUAUAUACAUACCUCACUGCCAGUGAAAUUGCUUUCCUAUGGUAUAUCUCCUUACCAGAAAAAUCUCUAAAUAAAAAAGACUUAAAGAAAAUUA
Lutra lutra (Eurasian river otter) is the source of this 6777-nucleotide messenger RNA. It is a transcript of the gene ZNF644, whose product is annotated as zinc finger protein 644. The record is from RefSeq and is a predicted model, not a curated record. The transcript has 10 exons. Gene Ontology annotation, cellular component: nucleus. Gene Ontology annotation, biological process: regulation of transcription by RNA polymerase II. Gene Ontology annotation, molecular function: DNA-binding transcription factor activity, RNA polymerase II-specific; RNA polymerase II cis-regulatory region sequence-specific DNA binding. NCBI's taxonomy places the organism in Eukaryota, Metazoa, Chordata, Mammalia, Carnivora, Mustelidae. Bases 1167 to 5273 code for a protein of 1368 amino acids.